AUGCCUCCUCCUCGCCGCCUCCUCGGGGCCCUCGCCGCGCUUCUCGUCCUCCUCCUCCUCCCGGCCGUCGCCGUCGCCGACUCCGACGACGGCCGAACGCUGCUGGAGAUCAAGAGAUCCUUCCGGAACGCCGACGACACGCUGCACGACUGGUCCGGCGACGGAACGGCCUCGGGCUACUGCUCCUGGCGCGGCGUGCUCUGCGACGACGCCACCUUCGCCGUCGCGGCGCUCAACCUCUCAGGGUUGGAUCUCGGCGGCGAGAUCUCCCCGGCCUUCGGGGACCUGAAGAGCGUCGUGUCAAUUGAUUUGAAGUCGAACGAGCUCUCCGGGCAGAUCCCUGACGAGAUCGGCGACUGUUUGUCGCUUAAAGUGCUGAACUUGUCCUCUAACAACCUGGAGGGGGACAUACCUUUUUCCAUAUCUAAGCUGAAGCACCUUGAAAGCUUGAUACUGAAGAAUAAUCAGCUGGUGGGCGUGAUUCCGUCAACUCUUUCUCAGCUUCCGAAUUUGAAGAUAUUGGACUUGGCUCAGAACAAGCUAACUGGAGAAAUUCCAAGGUUAAUAUACUGGAGUGAGAUUCUUCAAUACUUGGGACUGCGAAGCAAUCUCUUAGAAGGAAACCUGUGUCCAGAUAUGUGCCAGUUGACUGGCUUGUGGUACUUUGAUGUGAAGAACAAUAGCUUGAUGGGCACAAUACCAGAUACCAUUGGGAGCUGUACGAGCUUUCAGGUCUUGGAUUUGUCUUACAAUCAGCUUACUGGAGAAAUCCCAUUCAACAUAGGUUUCCUGCAAGUGGCUACAUUGUCUUUGCAAAGGAACAAAUUCUCUGGCCCUAUUCCAACAGUGAUUGGCCUUAUGCAGGCCCUUGCAGUGCUGGAUCUGAGUCUUAACCAGCUAUCUGGCCCAAUACCAUCUAUACUUGGCAACUUGACAUACACUGAAAAAUUAUAUCUGCAAGGCAAUAGGCUAACUGGGUCAAUACCACCAGAGCUUGGUAAUAUGUCGGCGCUUAAUUACUUGGACCUGAAUGACAAUAAUCUGACUGGGCUCAUUCCACCCGAGCUUGGAAAACUCACAGGCUUGUUUGAUUUGAACCUUGCAAACAAUAAACUUGAAGGACCGAUACCUGAUGAUAUAAGUUCAUGCAUAAAUAUCAUUAGCUUCAAUGCUCAUGGCAAUAAAUUGAAUGGGACCAUCCCACGUUCAUUGCACAACCUUCAGAAGAUGACUGAUUUGAAUCUGUCAUCAAAUUAUCUUAGUGGAGCAAUACCCAUUGAGCUAGGAAGAAUAAAGAACUUAGACACACUGGAUUUAUCCUGUAACAAGAUCGCUGGUUCGAUACCUUCUGCAGUUGGGAGCUUAGAGCAUCUUUUGAGACUUAACUUGAGCAAGAAUAAUCUGGUGGGGUACAUUCCUGCUGAGUUUGGGAACUUGAGGAGCAUCAUGGAGAUUGAUUUGUCCAAUAACCACCUUCAUGGCUUGAUUCCUCAAGAGGUUGGAAUGCUGCAAAAUCUGAUACUAUUAAAACUAGAAAGUAACAAUAUAACUGGGGAUGUUUCUUCACUUACUAAAUGCUUCAGUCUCAGUGUAUUAAACAUAUCAUACAACAACCUGGCUGGCGUUGUACCUACCGACAACAACUUUUCACGAUUUUCACCAGACAGCUUCUUGGGUAAUCCUGGACUAUGUGGCUACUGGCGUGGUUCUUCAUGCUAUUCCUCCAGUCAUGCAAAGAGAUUCUCAGUCUCAAGGGAUGUCAUUAUUGGUAUUGCUGUUGGUGGGCUUGUUAUCCUGUUGUUGAUCCUAGCAGCUGCUUGUUGGCCGCGCAGCCCAGCAGUUUCCCGAGAAUUAUCUGUAAGCAAACAAGAAAUACACGCUGUGUUAUCGAGCAAUGUUCCUCCCAAGCUUGUGAUCCUCCACAUGAACAUGGCCCUCCACGUAUACGAUGAUAUAAUGAGGAUGACAGAAAAUUUGAGCGAGAAGCACAUUAUUGGGUAUGGGGCAUCAAGUACAGUUUAUAAAUGUGUUCUGAAGAACUGCAAGCCAGUGGCAAUCAAAAAGCUAUACUCCCAGUACCCUCAGAGUGUAAAGGAAUUCGAGACUGAACUUGAGACUAUUGGAAGUAUCAAACACCGGAAUCUUGUCAGCCUUCAGGCUUACUCACUAUCACCUGCCGGGAAUCUUCUCUUCUAUGAUUAUAUGGAAAGUGGCAGCCUCUGGGACGUUUUACAUGGUUCGUCCAAGAAGACGAAACUUGACUGGGAGGCUAGACUCCAGAUUGCUCUUGGCGCAGCCCAGGGGCUGGCAUAUCUCCACCAUGACUGCAGCCCACGGAUAAUUCACAGGGAUGUAAAAUCGAAGAAUAUCCUCCUAGACAAGGACUAUGUGGCGCACCUUGCUGACUUUGGUAUUGCCAAGAGCUUGUGUAUCUCCAAGACCCACACAUCAACCUAUGUGAUGGGCACAAUUGGCUACAUUGACCCUGAGUACGCACGUACAUCCCGCCUCAACGAGAAAUCUGAUGUAUACAGCUACGGCAUCGUCUUGCUUGAGUUGCUCACUGGAAAAAAGCCAGUCGAUAAUGAGUGCAACCUCCAUCACCUGAUACUAUCCAAAGCUGCAGAUAACACGGUGAUGGAGAUGGUCGACCCAGACAUCGCCGACACGUGCAAAGAUCUCGGCGAGGUCAAGAGGAUGUUCCAGCUGGCGCUCCUCUGCAGCAAGAGGCAGCCGUUGGAUCGACCGACGAUGCACGACGUGGUGCACGUCCUGAACUCCGUGGUAUGCCCAGAACCAGCUCCAAAGCCAGCAAAGCCAGCACAACUACCGGGAUCGACUCAGCCGUCCACAGGUCCGAGCAGCUAUAUCAACGAGUAUGUCAGCCUAAGAGGCGGCAGCGCUCUCUCCUGUGCCAACUCGUCGAGUGCAUCUGACGCGGAGCUCUUCCUGAAGUUUGGUGAGGCGAUAUCGCAGAACACUGAGUAGACUGACCUUCUGAUGGGCGUAGCGUUUCCGGUAGUUGUUCCCGGUGUCCUCAAGAAUAGCAGGGGGCACUGGAUCUGGAGGUGUUCGGUUCACUGUAAAUAUGCAGCUGGUUUUGCUUCUUUUAAACUCUCUAGCUAUUUCUCGUUUUUUUCUGGCUCCCCUUUUGCAAGUAUUUUUUGGUUUGUACUUGGGAUGAUAAAAACUGUGCUGAAACAGAAAGGACACUGUUUUGUUGGAAACUGAAUGGAAGGAAAUCAUUCAGUGCU
Messenger RNA from Lolium rigidum, 3254 nucleotides. RefSeq names its product LRR receptor-like serine/threonine-protein kinase ER2. The record is from RefSeq and is a predicted model, not a curated record. NCBI's taxonomy places the organism in Eukaryota, Viridiplantae, Streptophyta, Magnoliopsida, Poales, Poaceae. Gene Ontology annotation, biological process: protein phosphorylation. The transcript is spliced from 27 exons. The coding region runs from base 1 to 2988 and encodes 995 amino acids. Gene Ontology annotation, molecular function: receptor serine/threonine kinase binding; ATP binding; protein kinase activity.